GCCCCCAAUUCGAUCCACACAGUUUUGGUUGAAGACCUUCUCGAUCACGCCUGCAAAAGUUCGUCUCUCUCGCUCUCGAUCCUCCUCGCAAGCAUCGAAUUCGCCAUGGACGCGUUCGGUUCCUUCUUCCAAUCGAGCAACCGCAAGGGUUGGAGCUACGAUUCCCUCAACAACUUCCGCCAGAUAUCGCCCGCCGUCCAGUCUCACCUCAAGCGGGUUUAUCUGUCCUUAUGUUGUGCCUUGAUCGCUUCGGCUACUGGUGCUUACCUGCAUCUGUUGUUGAACAUUGGCGGGCUUCUCACGACAUUUGCUUGCAUCGGAAGCAUUGUAUGGCUACUUUCUACUCCUCCAUAUGAAGAGCAAAAGAGGUUUGGCCUGCUCAUGGCGGCAUCUCUCUUUGAAGGAGCAUGUGUUGGUCCUCUCAUCGAAACGGCCAUCAGAAUUGACCCGAGCAUUCUGAUAAGUGCAUUUGUGGGAUCUGCGGUGGCCUUCGCUUGUUUCUCAGGCGCAGCCAUGUUGGCUAGGAGGAGGGAGUACCUAUAUCUUGGUGGCUUGCUUUCUUCUGGACUUUCCAUGCUCAUGUGGUUGCAAUUUGCCUCUGCUAUCUUUGGUGGAUCUGCAGCCAUCUUUAAGUUUGAGAUAUACUUUGGGCUUUUAGUGUUCAUUGGCUAUGUGGUAGUGGACACUCAAGAGAUAAUCGAGCAAGCACACCAUGGUGAUAUGGACUAUGUGAGGCACGCGUUAAACCUCUUCACUGAUUUUGUGGCUGUUUUUGUCCGAAUCCUUAUCGUCAUGUUAAAGAACUCUGCUGAGAAGAAUGAGAAGAAGAAGAAGAAGAGAAACUGAAGUGGUCGUGGGCUGAUCGUGGCGAAGAUCCAUCUCGUACUCCGUGCUUUCUUCUAUGAAAAUUUGGACUGAACGAUGUUUGAUAGUUUCUGCGUGGGUGUCGUGUUUUCCCCCCCUUUUUGUAUAUACAAUCACAAUCUGACCUUGUUCUUCGGUGUCGUGCCCCGCAAGUCUUUUUUAAUCUGUUUUGGCAUGUCGUCGCACAUUUUCUACUGCUUACUGAUAAGUCUAAGGUGAAUGAAUAAAUAUGCAAGUUUAACUUGCAA
Syzygium oleosum is the source of this 1112-nucleotide messenger RNA. Its product is annotated as bax inhibitor 1-like. The coding region runs from base 106 to 846 and encodes 246 amino acids. The transcript has 6 exons. The record is from RefSeq and is a predicted model, not a curated record. Lineage: Eukaryota; Viridiplantae; Streptophyta; Magnoliopsida; Myrtales; Myrtaceae. Gene Ontology annotation, cellular component: membrane.